ACGGCGGCGCGGAGGAGGCGACGACGGCGGCGGCGGCGCCCACUCCCCCUCGUCCACGCGCCCAGCCGCUCGCCUCCCGCUGCUGGGCGCCGGCGCGCUCGGCUUUUUCCGUCGCUGCCGCUGCCGCGCGCUGCCCCGUGCGCCUCGGCACCUUCGGCAAUUUCCGUCGGGCCCUGGCCGCCAUUUUCUCGCCGCUUGUGUGGCUCGCUGGCUGCGUGGCUCGGUUCUUGUGAGGGAAGCUUUGUCCGGUUCGGCAAUGGACGGAAUUGUCACUGAGGUUGCAGUUGGUGUGAAGAGAGGAUCUGACGAACUACUCUCAGGCAGUGUUCUCAGUAGUCCAAAUUCUAAUAUGAGCAGCAUGGUAGUUACAGCCAAUGGUAAUGAUAGUAAAAAAUUUAAAGGAGAAGAUAAAAUGGAUGGUGCACCUUCUCGUGUACUUCAUAUUCGAAAAUUACCUGGAGAAGUGACAGAAACUGAAGUUAUUGCUUUAGGCUUACCUUUUGGUAAGGUGACCAACAUCCUUAUGCUGAAAGGAAAAAAUCAGGCAUUUUUGGAACUAGCAACAGAGGAAGCAGCUAUUACUAUGGUUAAUUACUAUUCUGCUGUGACACCUCAUCUUCGUAACCAACCGAUUUAUAUCCAGUAUUCCAAUCACAAAGAGCUAAAGACAGAUAAUACAUUAAACCAACGUGCUCAAGCAGUUCUUCAAGCUGUGACAGCUGUCCAGACAGCAAACACUCCUCUUAGUGGCACCACAGUUAGUGAGAGUGCAGUGACUCCAGCUCAGAGUCCAGUACUUAGAAUAAUUAUUGACAAUAUGUACUACCCUGUAACACUUGAUGUUCUUCACCAAAUAUUUUCUAAAUUUGGUGCUGUAUUGAAGAUAAUCACAUUUACAAAAAAUAACCAAUUUCAAGCUUUGCUUCAGUAUGGUGAUCCAGUAAAUGCUCAACAAGCAAAAUUAGCCCUAGAUGGUCAGAAUAUUUAUAAUGCUUGCUGUACCUUAAGGAUUGAUUUUUCCAAACUUGUGAAUUUGAAUGUAAAAUACAACAAUGAUAAAAGUAGGGAUUAUACUCGACCUGAUCUUCCAUCUGGGGAUGGACAACCUGCAUUGGACCCAGCUAUUGCUGCAGCAUUUGCCAAGGAGACAUCCCUCUUAGGGCUUCCUGUUGCAGCUGUUCCAGGAGCUCUGAGUCCUUUGGCUAUUCCAAAUGCUGCUGCAGCAGCUGCUGCAGCUGCUGCUGGCCGAGUGGGUAUGCCUGGAGUCUCAGCUGGUGGCAAUACAGUCCUGUUGGUUAGCAAUUUAAAUGAAGAGAUGGUUACGCCCCAAAGUCUGUUUACCCUCUUCGGUGUUUAUGGAGAUGUGCAGCGUGUGAAGAUUUUGUACAAUAAGAAAGACAGUGCUCUAAUACAGAUGGCUGAUGGAAACCAAUCACAACUUGAUGAACAACAUGAUAUACUAGACCAACUUUGGCCUUUGGAAUCAGAAAAGUUGGAAUUUCAAACAGUAAGUUUAAACUUUAGUGUUCUUGGCAAUGAUCUUAGCUCAGACAAGGCAUGAAACUAUCCAUCUGGUUCUCCAUUUUUAUAAUGGUACCUAUUUUAAAUGAAAGAUAUGUAAGAGUGGUGGUAUUUCAUAUACAUUGUAAGUAACCAUUUGACAGAACGUCAUAGUCAACAGAACAUUCUUAAAUAUGUCAUUUUUUUCUUGUCACCAUUUUAAGAAGUAAAUUUUCAUCUUAAAAACAGUAUGCUAAUAUCCAGAGAUUAAGUUCUGACAAAAUAGUAGUUUCUUUAGAGUAAAAAUAAUUGUCUGCUUUCUUCAAAUUAUGUUUUUACCAACUGCUUAUAAAAUAUCUCUAUUUUUAAUUAAAUGUAUAGCUGCCAGUCUCAAAAGUUAAACUUACUUAGUUCUUGUUCAUAACCUUUACCUACUAAAAGAUAUCUAUCAAAGUGUUCUAAAAAUGAAUAGAAAUCAUAUUACUCUAGUGUUAUGGUAUUUGAGAAGUUUUUAAGUGUGUGUAUGUAUUCACUUUUAAGUAUGUGUAUAUAUUACUGUCAUGAGUAAUUAGUAGUAAGUCACACUUUGAGGCAUUGUUGGUCUCACAAAAAAGAGAUCUUAAGAGCUCUUUCCCCUCAAAACAAAGAAGGGAAGGAGAUGAAAACAGCAAAUGAAAUUAUGAUAGAAUCAAGACCUGAUGCAUCAAUAAUAAUGACAAAUGUAAAGGAAUACAUCAAUUAAAAUAUUGUCAGAUUUGAUUUUUGAAAAGUUCUCUAUAUGCUCUUUGCAACAGACGUAUGAAACUCAAGGAUGUGGAAAGAUUGAAAGCAAAGGGAUGUAAAGAGAUGUAUUGGGCAGGUAGUAAGUCAAAGAAAACUCACAUGACUUUGUUAAUUUAAGACGAAAGGUAUUGAUAAAAGAUUUAGUUCACCAGGAAGAUACAAUAGUUUUAUGUAUAUGUAUGUCUAGUGAAAUAACUUCAAAAAGUAUAAAUCAUACAUGAAUAAAGCUGCAGGUAGAAUUGAGCAAAUCCAUUAUAGUGGUGGCUUUCAAGCCACCUCUCUGAAUUAAUGUCCAACAGACCAAAAAAAAAUGAAAGAUAUAAAAUAAUACAACACAAUUCUCUAUUAAUACAUCCAACAGUUAUGCUUCUAGUACAUUUUUUAAAGCAUAUAUGGAACAUUUUAAAAAAUUGAUCAUAUACUAAGCCAUAAAGCAAGCGUCAGUUAAUUUCAAAGAGGAAGUAUCAUACAGACCUCAUUCUCUAUUGAACAAUUAGAGUUAAUAACAGAAAAAUACAUUUAAAAUCCCCAUGUACCUGAAAAUUUAAAAAUAAGUCCCAGUGUUUCAUGGGUCGAAGAGGUUGUUUUAAUGGGAGUUUAAAAAUACUUAAAACUAGGUAAUGGAAGUACUAAAUAUAAAUUAAAUAUAUGUGGUACAGUAAAAGAGAAGAGGUCUUUUGAAAGAAUGUUUUAACUUUAGAGAAACAGCAUAAACUCAAGGGAAGGAGAUAUUAAAGACUAGAAAUUAGUGGUAUAAAAGACAAACAGUUGAGAGCAAAAACAAAGCCAAAACUUUAGUUCUUUGAAAAAGGCAAGUAAUAAAAUAGAUAAGUAUCUGUAAAGAUUUAAGAAAUGAGAGUAUGGUACAAAUAAUAUUUUGAAUUAUAAAGGGGAGAACCCUUGAUAUAGCUCCAGUUCCACUUUAUAUAAAUUUCUGUAUCUGCCAACUUCUUGCUGUCUUUUUAAUUUUCAUAAUUCAUUAAUAUCUUCUUCAGAGGUGGAAUAUGGUAAAGCUAAAAAAUUAUGUUCAACCAAAAAUGCUAUUUCCACUGUGCAACACUGACUUUUUCCUCCUUUAUUAUUGUUUUGUCCAUUUAUGCCAUAUUUAUUGGAAUAGAUUUCUCAAGUAUAAGAUUCUCAUUGUUUUAAAAAGCGAUUCAUUUAAAAUUAGUGAUUAAGAUAUUUCUGCUUUAUUUUGUUUAAUCUUUGUGUACUUCAAUUUUCG
This is a messenger RNA of Microcebus murinus (gray mouse lemur), 3508 nucleotides long. The record is from RefSeq and is a predicted model, not a curated record. NCBI's taxonomy places the organism in Eukaryota, Metazoa, Chordata, Mammalia, Primates, Cheirogaleidae.